Molecule: messenger RNA, 3882 nt
Organism: Galendromus occidentalis (western predatory mite)
Lineage: Eukaryota; Metazoa; Arthropoda; Arachnida; Mesostigmata; Phytoseiidae
Product: titin-like
Exons: 1
Coding region: 1-3882 (1293 amino acids)
Source: RefSeq, a predicted model, not a curated record
AUGGAGGCCUUUCGUGUUUUCCUCCUGAGUUUCGUGUUCCUUCUUCAUUCCGGUGGAGCGAGUCCCUUCGCGCGUAAUACGCUCCGUUCUGUGAUCGACCAGUACAUUGAAAACGGCACGGCGGCUGGAAUCAUCGCCGAUGCCCUGGUGGUAGCCCUCCGAGACACUCGGAUCCCUCUCGACAACGUCAAGUACGAUGUAGGCGCUUCAGCCCCCCAAGCCGUGGUCAGCGUUGAGGCCAACGAUGUUUCUCCGGCGGUGCCCGAGUCCAGCCUCAAGCUGAAAGCCGCUGCCGAACGAUUAGCAGAAAUGAAAGCCAAGCAAAAAUUGGUCUCAAUCGAGAUCCUCAAAGUCAACGACGGCGAGAAGCCCAAGAAGAUCCGGAAGAUCCGCCGCAGGAAACUCGUCACCAAGGGCAGUCUCAGACUGGGUACCGUUCAACAUGCCACGCAACCGAUCGGUGUCACGACCACGGAGACGCCCUCGAGCGAGAUAUUCUUGACAACGUCGACGGAUAUCCCGCUGCCGUCCUCUACAGAGACGGCUUCAGCUCUCCCGGAUAUCGCUGAAAGUCAAUCGCAGGCUGAGGUCUCAACCAUUGGGGUUGCGGCUCUCCGAGCUCGUGAGGACGUGACUCCACCGGCAGAGAAAACGGUUCUGACAACAUCGGUGACCCCGUCGUCCAGCGAGUUGCCGACGACCACAGAGCUACCGACGUCUACCGAGGGAUCGGUACUUGUUGAGAACGCGACGAUGAGAUUGUCCGAAAACGUCGACCAGAAUUCCGCUUUGCAUUCAGAAUUUGAGACCGCGACCGUUGAGGGUCAAAGUUUAGUGUCUGAAGUCACCGCUUCGGUCUCUACAGUGUCAACAGAACCUUCGGUCACUGGUGGCACGGAACGUAUUCUUGUCCAAGAUAGCACUACCGUGCAAGGACUUCACGCGGAUAAGAUCAAUGUUGAGAAUGAGGUUCUGGCGUCAGCGACCCACGAACAGCCCGCGUUCACGACGACGGAAAUGCCGUUCACUAUGGAAGUCAAAACACUCAAGGUCUUGAGUCCUACCGGGGAUGAACAUGAGGUCAAGGUGUUGUCGAACGUCCGAAAACUGUCCGACAUAGAUCUGAGCCACGUCCACGUAUACCCGAAAGUUCCGUUGCUCAACGAGAAAUCUCAAGUCGCCGUGAAUAUUGGCGGAAUCCGCUAUCGUCAGACACCGCGUCGUAUCAAGUUCAGAGUGCCCAAGAGAGGCGACACAGCGAACAUUUCCGCGCCCAAAGGAUACUAUUUGCUCCGGGGAGAACCCACUGCUUCGGCGUCCCACGAAGAAUUCACUUUCGUGCGCGAACUCACGACGGUGCCAGCGUCGACCAGCACCACCGCGUUCCCCAUGGAGACAACGACCGAGCUCCCGGCGAGCGCGAAUCCUCCCGAAGCUACAACGAGUCCGGCGUUGACCGAGUUCUCGAGGAACGCUCGAGGGACCGAGACCGAAUUGCAACUCGCGAAAGUCGGAGCUCAAGAGCCUACCCAAGAGGCGUCUCGGGACUCCUCGACAGAUAGUCGGGAGAAAGCCCCUGAAGGCCCGCAGGUCUCGAGUGACUCGAGGGAGACAACCACCGUGAAAGCCGAAGUAUCUGAAGAUACGACGACUAGUGAGACCCGGACCUUCCCAACGACGGAAUUCACCAACUCUGUAGAUCCGAACACUGAGGUCUCCGUAGCGACUAGCAUCACAGCGGUUGAGAGCUCGACGGAACCAAUCCGGAGCACGACUCCGACUCCUUCGCCCGAGCUCCUCGACGGUAUCGAUCCCUCGGUACGCCGAGACCUCCCAGCGAUUUUGGAGAGCGGCGAUCAGGUGAGAGACGGAACCGAAGCCGCCGCACAGGACACGUCAGGAUCGACUACCGAGAUUGUUCGAGAUGUGGAAAAACCCGAACAGGUGACGGAGGAUUGGAUUCCGAAGACGACGGUCGGAGCUUCAGCCGAGGCUGCUGAUUCAGUCGCCACUACUACCGAAUCCAAUACUGCCUCUGUCCGAGGAGAAGACGUCUCGACGGAGGGGAGGCGACCCGACGGCUCGGUCGAUCCAUCUGGCCCUCAAAGUGCGCCGUCCUCUGACGGAAGCGUCACCGUCCCCGCUGUCCCAGCUCGGUCUAGAGAAAUUCUCACAGAAUCAAUCGACGAUCGACAAGAAACAACAACGAAGUCAGCACUCCAACCCGAAGAAGAAGAAGGUCAGGUGACAACCUCCAACCCAAUCGUGGAAACGGAGAUUGUGACGGAAAAACCGUCAGAGAACGUCGAAUCGACUGGGGCCGAUGGACGGUCCAGGGAUCAGGUAUUCGAUAAUUCCAGAACGGACCAAGAAUCCGAAAAAUCGUCGAACUCCGCGGAUGACCUGCGACAGGAUAUCGACAGCCCUUCAGUCGGAAUUAGUUCCGGAGGGAUUUCCGAUACUUCUAGCCCGGUCGCACCGCAACUUUCUGGAAGUGGUGCCGUCGAUAAUAGCCACCCUUCGGCUCCCCCGCAUGACGAGCAAGAAAACACGUCAUCGUUCGAAAACGUGCCGACGGAUGUCCCUCGGGCUGUCCCUGAAGACAGUCCCACUUCUGAAACCGUUACUGAAACCGCUAAAAACGAGCAGACGACGACCGAGCGCCCGGUCGAUGCUGACCGGGAAAUUUCUGAGGAGCUUCCAGCAUUCGGUGAAGGCGUCCUUCAUGAGCCCCCGAGACAUCUCCCGGAAUCACAAAUGUCACCUAGAACACAAAUUAAUGCUGUUUCCGGUGAGCCGGCUCCAGUCGACGUAUCACGAGAAGAAUCGGUGAAGGCACAGCUCGGUCCCGAACAACCGAAGACGAUCGAUGACACGCUUGAUUCCGAAGACGUGUCCGAAGAGCUGACCACCCUUGCCCCAUCCACGACGCAAGAGCCCAGAUCGAGAGACGAGGAGGCCGAACCUGUGACCCCUGAGCCGAGCGCUCCCAGAACGGAUGAGACGAGUUCAGAGGAACCGACGAGAUCUUUAGAAGAAGGGGACACAUCACCGAUCGAGCUGCCCAGAAUUCCGUUGACAGUCGUUCCGGCAGCUCCACCCGCGCCGUCUCCGCUCGAGAAAACCGAAUCCCCCCAUCGGAUGGUCGUUCUGGAUAGGAUGAAUGUCCCUGUGCUUCCUUUCGGGGGCAGCCGUUUCGCUGAGCUUGGUUUCGAAAAAACAGAGGACGGUUCGAUGAGGAUGGUCAUCAACGAUGUUAUGGCCAUCAUCAGGGAACAGGAUAUGCCGGACUCGAGUGUGGGGGUUUCCGGGGAACGAGUUCAUGACGAAAUAACGAACCCGCCACCGAUCCUCUCUCAGCCGAGAGGUGACCCCCCGAGGUCCACCAUCGUCACUCAAGUUCCACGAGUGGACUCUGCGGAUAAAGUUCUGAUGCCGGAUGCUCCCACGAUCAUCAUGCAGAUCCCCAAUACCACUCCUCAAGCUAAAUUCUCCCUGAGGAAAAUCCCGGGACACAUCAGUGUCCCAAGUGUCUACGAAAUUCUCGAUCCGGAGCGAAGGAAUCCAGCGAGAUCCACGCCCCAGAUCGAAAACGGCAGGGCUAUCGUGACGCUUCCACUUCUCCCAUUGAGAGCUCUGCCGCCGAUCCAGCAGAAUUAUUACCGCUACAACCGCAUUCCGGAUCGAGCCCCUCAAUCGCAACUGAAACCGCAACAGCCCCAACGGCAUUUCACCACCCCGCAAUCGUUCUUCCCCCAGGACGUUUAUCCGCAUCAAUUUCAGACGAGCUUCCCGCAGAAUUACGAGAGACUCUUUCCUCAAUCCUACCCGACCCCACAGGGAAACCUCUUCUACGUGAACAGACGAAGUCGCUCGCGUUAG